Messenger RNA from Rhagoletis pomonella (apple maggot), 3961 nucleotides. RefSeq lists its product as uncharacterized. The transcript is spliced from 8 exons. NCBI's taxonomy places the organism in Eukaryota, Metazoa, Arthropoda, Insecta, Diptera, Tephritidae. Bases 422 to 3883 code for a protein of 1153 amino acids. The record is from RefSeq and is a predicted model, not a curated record. Gene Ontology annotation, molecular function: calcium ion binding; extracellular matrix binding; protein binding. Gene Ontology annotation, biological process: anatomical structure development.
AGCUAAAUAAAUAUUGAAAUCUGGCAAACGCGAGAUCUGCAAAAAUAAAAAAUAAAAAGAAUUGAUAAGUAUUGGCACAGGCAAUCAUAGCCAAAUCGCAAGAAGACAUCAACGCCAAGCAAAAAUUUAUGUACUGAAAGGUGAAUGAAAAAAUUAGUCAUUUACUCGUAGAAAUCGCAAUUGCAAGCAAACGAAUAGAAUUGUAAAAAAAAAUGUUCAACAUCUGCAAAUGAAGUGUAUACAAACAAACAUACAUAUAUAUGUGUGAAAUCUACGAUUGACAUUGCCGGAAGAACAGAUAUGAGAGAGGUGAAAUAAGGCGAUCACAGCUUUAAAAUAUCCCUCGUCAAUCAAAUCAAAGUAGAAAACAAAAACAAAAAACUUCGGAAUAUCACAAAAAAUUGCCUACAAAUAAAAGAAAAUGUGCAAAUGUGCAUCUGUUAGGAAAGCCAUUACAAAUACAACAACUACUAAGCAUACACUGACAUUUCUGAAAUCGAAUUACAAAUACAAGCGCAGAUUCUACAUAAACAUGCCAAAUUUGCAAGCAAACGAAAUGGAGCGUCCACUGAUGAAGCUCACUGCAAUUGUGGAGGCAGCAGCAAAGAGAGAGGAGGCGGUCAAUUGCAUCAAUGCCAAAAAUAAAUUAAAUUAUGCAAUUAAUCAAAUAAUCAACACUAAUCGAAUUACAUAUAAAAUUAAAUUAAUUUUUAAAUUAGUUAUUUUGUUUGUCGGCAAUCUACUGACGCAAUCAACUUGCCAUUAUAUAAGCAACCGUCGCAAAUAUGGCAGUGUGACGCUAAAGCAAAUCUCCGAAGAUGUCAUUGUUGGUGGUGGAAGCUUUGAUGACACGAGCCAUCAACAGCGAAAUUAUGAUAAAGUGUCAACCAGGCGAUGCCAAAUAGCAACGCUCCAUCAAUGGCAACAACAUCAGCAGCCGCAUGAAAGCCUAACUCGGCUGCGGCUGCGGCUGCAAAAACAACAAAAAGUGGUAGAUGUGGCGCGUAAUCAAAGGAGACACAGCAGCAGCAGCAACAGCCGCCACCGCCACUUCACUGACAGCAAUUGGCAAGAUUUAUCGCCGGUGGUCGCGCGGCUGUCAACAAAAGCAACAACAAUAGUGCAACGACACGCAUCGUCAGCCGCCAGCAAUGGACGCAUUAAUGUGCUCUCAACACUGGCGGCAAUAUUAUUUAUGGCAUUGGCAUUCAAUGCGCCGCCUCUAGUUGAUGCCGGCGCCUGCUGGCGUUCGUCCCAAAGUAAUGGCAAAUGUAGUGAGAUUUAUUUGCGGAAUAGCACUAAGGCCGAGUGUUGUCGAUAUUCAGAGCUAUUUUACACUGACCGAGAUGUAACAGACGUGGAAUUAUUUUUUGCGACCACCAUUGGUGAUGGCAUGACCUGCUCACCCUGUGCUUUGAGCUGCAAGAGCAUGCAAUGCAGUUGGAAUAAGAAAUGCGUCAAGCGCAAAGGCCGUCCAAAGUGUGUCUGUGCACCUGAAUGUGGGGCGGCUAAGCGGCACAAGCAACGAAGCCAACAGAGGACUUUUCGCGGACACGAACCACACAGCGAACAAUUGCGGCUGAAUAGGCACAUAGUACUAGGAAGCGAUGGCAUCAGCGGCGGCCGCGCUGGUGGUGAUGGUGGUGGUGGUGUGGUUGGCAAAGCAGGCAACGGAGCCGGUAGCGCUACAUCGACGCUGUUAGGUGAAGGCAAGUCGCCACGCGACAUACGUAGUUUAAGUAGUGAAAUUACAAAUGUUAAUUUAGGUGUCGAACACCAAUUGCAAAUGCAACAACAAAACCAAAGAAAAAUGAUUAUAAUGCAAAGUCAAAGCCAACAGAAGCCUCAGUUAAGUAGACGAGUGGAGAAUUCGGGAAGACUUUUGAUAACGGCCAAUGCCGAGCAUGACACAGAGAAACCCGUCCAGCGACGAUUACAAAUCUUUAGCAAUAUAAGAACGAAUAGCAGACAUCACAAGAGCUUCGACGAUGACUUCAACAACGGUGAUGAAGACGAUGGUGACGAAAGUGAAGAGGGUGUGGAUGCUGAGGACAGAGAAUUUGAUGGCAACAAUGAAGAUGCUGAUAAUGAUGGUGAUAUUGAUGAUUGGUUAGAUGAUGGCAGCGAAGAAGCAUCUUCCGGCAACCAUCGUCGGAGUAGCGAUGAUUCAGCAAGAAUGCCAACGGCACCGCCGGAGUCACGACGAAGCUUAAACUUGCCGUCUAGACAUAAAACCAAUAAAAAUUCGAAUCACAACAAAAAAAGAAGGUUGCAUGAGAAUGAAAUGGAGGUUAGCAAGCGCCAACAGGAGAAUAGCAACAACAACAAUAAUUUCGCCAUAAUUAAACGUUUUCAGCUAGCCGCGUUACAACCGUCAGCUUCGUCACGAGGAACGGCAACAACAGCAGCAACGUCAAAUGCUAGACAACUCGAAAACGCUCCAAAUCACGAUGAGGUGUCGCUGGCGGCAGGAGUAGGCAUUCUGAACGGUAAUAGCGCUAACAAUAACAACAACAACCAUAAGACCAAUAGCAACAGUAGGAAUAACGUUAAUGGCGGCAGACAACGUGAACGUCAUCACCAUCAUCAGCAGCAUCAACAGCAGCAGCUGCAACGUAAACGCAAACAUCACCAGCAUCAGAAGCAACUACAACAACAACAACAACAUCAGCAACAAGAGCAACAACAGAAGCAGCAGCAGCAGCAGCCGCCCCAUCAGCAAAGUGACCAUCAACACAAUCAUCGCGCGCAUAAAAAGCACAAAAAGCUGAAGGAUCACAAUGCAAACAACAAUGGCAACAACGUGCGCACGCGUACAUCGUCUGCAACAUCCUCGCUGACAGCGCACAGCGGUGAUAGCAUAAUGCCAGCAACCACAAUAGCAACAACAGCAACAGCAACGACAACGACAACGACAACAACUGCUGUGCCAACUACAAUGGACUGGCAGACAACAGCUGCUACCGCCACUCCCGUAAAUUCCAUGUCGCCGUCUGACGAUCGUCGUUUAUUAAAUCACGGAAGUCAUAUAGCAAAGUCAUCGCCAUCGUUGUCGUCGUCGUCGUCGCUAGCAACAAAACAAGAAAAACUUAGCACUUCGUCGGAAGCAUUUUUUGGUGGAGGUGUUUCUGCUGACGUUGGCAAAUCAUUUCACAAUUCCGAUGACUCGACACUACUCGAUGGAAUUUACGAUAAUUUCAAUGUUUACGGAUUCCCAAAUCGCCAAUUCGAAGUUGCGGUAGAAAAUUUCCAUGGGCCACAUCCAGUCUGCGGCACAGAUGGUCGCACCUAUAAUACGGAAUGUCAAUUGAAGAAACGAGCGUGCCGCACCAAUAAUCCGUCGCUAACUGUUGCCUAUCGAGGACAUUGCCGAACUUCUUGCAAUGGUGUGAAAUGCCUCGGUGGUCUUACGUGUGUCGAAGAUCAAUAUACCAUACCACACUGUAUCGCUUGCAAAAUCGAUUGCCCCGAAGAUGAUGCUGCCGCGGCUGCCUCGCACGCUAUUGACCCAAAGCGCGCUGUGUGCGGUGUCGAUGGCAAGACAUACCGUAGUGUUUGUGAUAUAAAUCGAAUGAUUUGCAAGAGUGGACGUUCAAUUGCCGUCGCAUAUCCGGGACCGUGUCGGGCCGAUCGUCCAACUUGCAAUGAAAUAAACUGCGGUCACAAACACACCUGCCUCGUGGAUUUGCUAACUCAUGAGCCGCGCUGUGUAACUUGUAGUUAUAAAUGUGCAAGGAAACGACGACCAACGUCGCUGCGUUUUGAGGAGGGCAAAAUUUGUGGAGUAAACAAUCAUACAUAUAAUUCGUGGUGUGAACUGCGACGAGAUUCUUGCAAUACUGGCUUUUUCAUCGAUAUUAAGUCGCCAGGGGAAUGCAACUAGAAUAGCACAAUUAUUAAAACGUAGAAGAAGAAAAAUUAAAGAAAAUAAAAACGAAAACGAAAACGAAAAAAAAAAUAA